AUGUCUCAAGAAAACCCGGAUGUGCUUUUCAAGGAGGAGCGGAGCGAGCUCCUCGAGGGGAGCCUGAGUGACCACCUCAGCGAGUUCAAGAAACGGGAGCACGUGUACCUGGCGUGCAUCUCCUCGCUGGAAAAGGAAAUAUGCCAGACGCACACCUACCUUAACGAAUGGAGGAAUAUGCACAUGUACGAAGACGAGGAGGGGAAGGCCCCAAAGGACGACAUGAUGAACAUCAACUCACUUAGGAACCUGCUAAUAGACCCCUCCAUAAAUUUAGAGAUCAAAGAAUUGAGGCAAAAAAUUUACGAAGUAACAAGGAAAUGGAAUCUCGCAGAGGAAAAGCUACAAGGAUUUAAUUUUGACGCACAGGCAACGGCAGGACAAAGACUGAUAAGUAAAUGUAAAAAAUUACAAGAUGAAAAUUAUGAGCUGGGAAAAACCCUAGAAGAAAAUACCCUACAACCUCUAUCGAUACAAAUAAUUAACAUGAAGGAGCAAAUGCUUUUUUAUAAAAAUGAAUUGAAAAUAUUGAAAGAGCUGAAUGCAGAUAUUGAUGAAGACAACGAGUUGUUAAGUCAACAGUUGGGAGAGCUUUCGAAAAAGUAUACGCAGAUCAGUAAGGAGAAAGCUGAGCUGGAGGAAAAAAUUUUCAAACUGAGGAACCACGUCAGUGCUCUGCAGCUGAAGUUGAGAGCUCAAAGUCACCCCCAGAAGGGCGACAGCCUCGGGGACGUGGGUAGGAGCAGUCACGGUGGGAACAGUCGCGGUGCAAGUCCACGCAACGGGAGCCAUCGCAGCAGGAGCAAUCGCAGUAGGAGCCACCGCAGCAGGAGCCACCGCAGUAGGAGCCACCGCAGUAGGAGCCACCGCAGCAGGAGCCACCGCAGCAGGAGCCACCGCAGCAGGAGCCACCGCAGCAGGAGCCAUCGCAGUAGGAGCAGCCAUACCUACGGGAAAUACACCGCGGAGCGCCGCCACGACACGUACUCCUCCCGUAACACCUCCCCGCACAACAACAACCACAUCGGUAGUCACAAAGUUAGCCAAACGAACUACGAGGAUAGUCACCGGGUCGGGGGAAGAUACUCCAAGUAUAGACAAGACGACACGCACAACAACUUCCACGACGAUGAAGAGGAGGAUAUGUGGAGAGAGGGAUACAAAAGAAGUGACUCUCACCUGAGGGAACGAAAAAGCAACCCUGAGGAGGACCCCCGUACGUAUUAUAAUGACGACACUUAUAGGAAGAGGAGUUCCGAUGAGAGCAGGGAAAGGAAGUAUAGGAAACUGGACCGGCACCACCACAGGGAUAGGAAGGCGGACAGGGAAAGGGAAAAAGAGAGGGAGAGGGACAAGGAGAAGGAGAAGGAGAAAGAAAAAGAGAGGGAAAAGGAGAAGGAAAAAGAGAGGGAGAGGGAGAGGGAGAAGGAACGGGAAAAGGAGAAGGAGAAAGAACGGGAAAAGCACAAGCUGAAGGAUAAGGAGAGGAGCCGGAAGGAACGGGGGCGCGAAAGGGACAAGGAUAAGGAGUCGGAAAGGGACAGAGACCGAGAUAAGGAUAGGGACCGAGAUAAGGAUAGAGAACGUGAUAAGGAUAGGGACCGAGAUAAGGAUAGAGACCGAGAUAAGGAUAGAGAACGUGACCGCGAGCGGGACAAGGCCAAAGACAGGACCAAAACGAAAGAACGCGAAAAGGCGAAAAACAAGCACAAAAGCAAAAAUAAGGAAAAAGGGAAGGGGAAGGGAAAGAGAGACGAAAACUACGACAGCAGUAAUUACUCAGAACCGAAGAGAAGAUCUACCAAGGAUCAUGGUGAUGCCCAUCGGGACCAUUCCAGGGCGGACAAGUUCGACCACUCCAAUGCGUCUAAGAAUGGGGAUGCCGAUGAUAAGGCGAGCGAGUUCGACCGCUACGUCUACCUGCACAAGUGA
Messenger RNA from Plasmodium cynomolgi strain B, 1932 nucleotides. RefSeq names its product negative elongation factor E. The record is from RefSeq and is a predicted model, not a curated record. Bases 1 to 1932 code for a protein of 643 amino acids. Gene Ontology annotation, cellular component: nucleus. The transcript has 2 exons. Lineage: Eukaryota; Apicomplexa; Aconoidasida; Haemosporida; Plasmodiidae. Gene Ontology annotation, biological process: regulation of alternative mRNA splicing, via spliceosome.